This is a messenger RNA of Penicillium cataractarum, 1212 nucleotides long. RefSeq names its product CDC50/LEM3 family protein. Lineage: Eukaryota; Fungi; Ascomycota; Eurotiomycetes; Eurotiales; Aspergillaceae. Gene Ontology annotation, cellular component: Golgi apparatus; endoplasmic reticulum; plasma membrane. The coding region runs from base 1 to 1212 and encodes 403 amino acids. The record is from RefSeq and is a predicted model, not a curated record. The transcript has 6 exons.
AUGUCGCAGGCAGACGGUCCCCGUGCCGAGUCCAUCGACGAGCAGGAGCGCGCUCACGCCGCCGAUGGCGACAAGAAGUCCAAGUCCCGAAGACCCGCCAAUACCGCUUUUCGACAACAGCGAUUGAAAGCCUGGCAACCGAUCUUGACCCCCAAAAGUGUGCUACCUUUGUUCUUCAUCGUCGGCGUCCUUUUCGCGCCCAUCGGUGGUGUCCUUAUCUGGGCGAGCUCCCAGGUCCAAGAGCUUGUCAUCGACUACACAGACUGCAAAACUAGCGCGCCGGAGAAUACCAGAGCAGACAUCUCAGACCGCGUAUCCGCAACGUUCAAAGCUUCGACUGCGGACAGCAAAUACUAUUGGCAACGGUCCAAUGGCACCGACAACACCACCGUGUGCUCUCUCUAUUUCAACAUCCCCGAGUCUAUGGGCCCUCCGGUUUUCAUGUACUACCGUCUCACCAACUUCUACCAGAACCACCGUCGCUACGUCCAGUCGUUGGACUUGGAUCAAUUGAAGGGCACUGCGGUUCCGAAUAGCACGAUUUCGGGCAGCACGUGCGAUCCCUUGACAACGGACAGUGUUACCGGAAAGGCGUACUACCCCUGUGGCCUGAUCGCCAACUCCAUGUUUAAUGACUCGAUCGGCAAUCCGGUGCUGACUGCGGACAAAUCGACCAAUUACACCAUGACGAAGACCGGAAUUGCCUGGAACAGUGACAAAUCUCUGAUUAAGCAGACCCAGUAUAAGCCAUGGGAAGUGGUCCCCCCACCAAACUGGAAGGAUUACAACGGUUCCUACGAGAAGACCGGUAUUCCUAAUCUUCACGAAAAUGAAGAUUUCAUGGUCUGGAUGCGGACAGCGGGAUUGCCAUCCUUUAGCAAACUUUCCCGCCGCAACGAUGACGACGCCAUGCAGCCAGGAGACUAUCGUCUGGAUAUUGUCGACCAAUUCCCCGUUACCGAGUACGAUGGAACCAAGUCGAUCUUGCUCUCCACUCGCACAGUCAUCGGCGGUAAGAACCCCUUCAUGGGAAUUGCUUACGUGGUUGUUGGCGGUGUUUGCGUACUCUUGGGAGCCUUGUUCACCGUGGCCUACUUGAUUCGACCCAGAAAACUGGGUGAUCACACCUAUCUGACCUGGGAUGCGACCAACCAACCAACCACUGCCGUGGCCUCGGGGCGGGAUGACCGAAUCCGCCCCAGUGCACCUUGA